Ipomoea nil (Japanese morning glory) is the source of this 2217-nucleotide messenger RNA. Its product is annotated as protein DETOXIFICATION 48-like. Lineage: Eukaryota; Viridiplantae; Streptophyta; Magnoliopsida; Solanales; Convolvulaceae. The coding region runs from base 280 to 1896 and encodes 538 amino acids. Gene Ontology annotation, cellular component: membrane. Gene Ontology annotation, molecular function: antiporter activity; xenobiotic transmembrane transporter activity. The transcript is spliced from 2 exons. The record is from RefSeq and is a predicted model, not a curated record. Gene Ontology annotation, biological process: xenobiotic detoxification by transmembrane export across the plasma membrane.
GAGGAUUGGCCCCCACACCUCCAUCCCAAGAACUAGUACCCACUUUGUAAUACAAUGGCUUCUUUGCGCCCUAAAACAAUGACACGUCUUUUAGCCCGGAAUUAAGGCAUAAGGGCUCCGGUCCUUGCAUGUAUAUAUAUGCAUAACACAUCCCUCUCUUUGCUCAACCCUCAGUCCCACCAUUUACAAUAUAACCCCAAACAACCCUAGCUAAUAUCUUGUGAAGAAGAAGAAGAUAGAGAGAUAUUUUGGAUAGAUAAUAAUAAUAGGUAGCUAGCUAUGUGCAACUCUAAGUCCUCUUCCCCAUCCUUACUUGUCUCUACUAACCAAACCCAUUUCUUCUGCUCCCAUAAGUCUUCCAUGGCUCCCCACCUUGUUGUUGAUGAUGAUCAAGAACAGCUUCAUAGAUGGCCAACCCCUAGAGAGGCUAUGGAGGAGAUAAAAGCGAUAGGGAAGAUUUCAGGGCCGACAGCCAUGACAGGGCUGUUAAUGUAUUCCAGAGCUAUGAUCUCCAUGCUUUUCCUGGGAUACCUCGGAGAACUCGAGCUGGCCGGAGGGUCCCUCGCUAUCGGCUUCGCUAACAUCACCGGAUACUCUGUCAUCGCCGGGCUGGCCAUGGGGAUGGAGCCCAUUUGCGGCCAGGCUUACGGCGGCAAACAGAUGAAGCUUCUGGGGCUUACUUUACAGAGAACGGUGCUCCUCCUCCUUUCCACCUCCGUCCCCAUCUCCUUCGCGUGGCUGAACAUGAAGAACAUCCUGUUAUGGUGCGGGCAGGACGAGGAAAUCGCGUCAAUGGCGCAUACUUUCAUCGUCUUCGCCAUCCCCGACCUUUUCUUCCUCUCUUUGCUCCAUCCUCUCAGGAUAUAUCUCAGAACGCAAGGCAUUACGCUGCCGUUGACCUACUGCUCCGCCAUCUCCCUUCUCCUCCACGUCCCUCUCAACUUCGUUCUGGUUAGCUACUUCCACCUGGGAGUCGCCGGGGUGGCUAUAGCCAUGGUGUUCACGAAUCUCAACCUCUUCCUCCUCCUCUGCUCCUUCGUCUACUUUUCCGGCGUGUAUAAGGAUUCUUGGGUGGCCCCCAGCUCCGACUGCCUACGUGGCUGGUCUUCCUUGUUGGCUUUAGCCAUUCCCACCUGCAUUUCGGUUUGUUUGGAAUGGUGGUGGUACGAGUUUAUGAUACUGUUGUGUGGAAUUCUGGGGAAUCCGAAAGCUACCAUUGCUUCAAUGGGGAUUUUGAUUCAAACUACUUCUCUUGUUUAUGUAUUCCCGUCUUCUUUAAGCCUGGGAGUGUCGACUAGAGUGGGGAACGAGCUCGGCGCCGGGCGGCCGGCCCGGGCGCGGAUUUCCAUGAUCGUUUCUCUCUUCUGCGCGGCCGGGCUGGGGGUGGCGGCGAUGCUCUUCGCCACCCUGAUGCGGCACAAAUGGGGGAGGUUCUUCACCGCCGACGAAGAGAUUCUUAAACUCACGGCCAUCGCAUUGCCCAUAGCAGGGGUGUGCGAGCUCGGAAACUGCCCGCAAACCACCGGGUGCGGGGUCCUGAGAGGCAGCGCGCGGCCCACAAUCGGCGCCAACAUAAACCUCGGAUCAUUCUACCUCGUCGGAAUGCCGGUCUCCGUCCUCCUCGGAUUCGCACUGAAAAUGGGGUUCGCCGGCCUCUGGUUAGGCUUGCUUGCCGCUCAGGCCACCUGCGCCGUCCUCAUGCUCGUGGUGCUUUGCAGAACCGACUGGAGUCUCCAAGCAAACAGAGCCAAAGAACUCACAAAAUCUUCUUCCCCGUCGUCGCCGCCAUUGCCGCCAUUAUCGCCACCUCCUUCACUCAAACCAAAUCUUGAAGACAUCUUAUGCAGUAAAGAUGAUACUCUUGAAACGGAUCCUCUGAUUAUUAUUGUAAAUUAACCAUUAGAUUUUUAUUUUUAUAUAUAUUUACCUCCAUCAUAUCAUAUCAUAUCAGAUCAGAUCAAAUUUUCCCCACCCUAAGGUAGCCACCAGAUAUAUGCAUGAUGAUGGGUUGAUGUGAAUUUUCCAAACACAUAUACUAUACGGACUACUACUACUUUUGGAUUUUUACCACUCCAUCAUUAUCACGUCAUCGUAUCCCUCAUUCUUACCCUACCUUACCUAAUUAGUUUUUACUGUAGCCUCACUCAUCUUCCACAUGCUAGCUCUAUAUAUAUAUACCUUUUGUACAAUAAUAAUAAAUAAAGUAUUAAUAAUAUG